AUGCCUGAAGGAAACAUUACCAAUGUGAAGAAUUUUUUCAUCCUGUGCUUUCCUGGACUUCCUCCUAAUUACUAUGGCCUUGUCUCAGCGGUUAUGUUUUGUGUUUUUAUGUGCACGUUAGUAAUAAACGGAAUAUUUUUUGUAUUAUAUUUAAAAGAAAAAAGUCUUCAAAAACCUAUGUAUUUUAUCAUGCUAAAUCUUGCUGCAUCAGAUGUACUGUUUAGUACCACAACUUUACCCAAGAUGAUUGUUAGAUAUUGGUUUGGAGACGGCACUCUUUCAUUUGCAGGCUGCUUUAUUCAGAUGCAUUUUGUGCACUAUUUUGGUUCAGUUAAUGCAUUUAUUCUAGCCAUAAUGGCAUUUGAUAGAUAUGUUGCAAUUUGUAACCCCCUCAGAUAUGCUAAUAUUGUCAAAGAAUCCACUAUAUUGGGUUUAUGUUUAGCAUGCUGGUUGCUAGCAGAACCCACAGUCUUUUAUUUGACUAUCAGGGCAGCCACUUUUUCUUACUGUGCAUCCAACAAUAUCACACAAUGCUACUGUGACUAUACAUUUGUCACAAGGCUUUCAUGCACUGACAGAGUACCCUAUAUAUUUUCAGCUGUAUUUUCAGCAAUGGUUGUGUUGCUCACACCACUAACAUUUAUUUUAUUCUCAUACAGUGCUAUUAUUAUGACAGUAUUUCGAACUUCAUCCACACGUGGAUGCUUAAAAACUCUCUCCACAUGCAGUUCUCAACUUUUAAUUAUCACCCUCUAUUUUUUACCAAGAUGUUUAAAUUAUUUAGCGAGCUCUGUAGGUAUCACUUACAACAUUGAUAUACAAAUAGUUCUGAUUCUGUUGUACAGCCUGUUGCCCCCUUUGAUCAACCCACUCAUCUACUGUUUAAGAACAAAAGAAGCUAGGGCUCAGAUCCUAUCCUUGAUGCAGCCCACGCUCCACCUUGAACCAUAUAAAGGGGAUUGCCCCUCUGCAAGAACCCUGGGUCCUAAGCCACCACUAAAGGGGUCUCAUGUGCAGGAGGCCAAGUGGAACCACAUUGGAUGCUGCUACCAUAAGCCCAAGCAGUUUCUGGAACUGCUUCACACUCUAGGAGCCUUAAGGGAGGCUGCGAGUUCUCCAGGUUCACUACGAUUCCAAGCGGAGAUCGAGGAGAGUGCUUACUGGGGCUGGCAGGAUUGA
Molecule: messenger RNA, 1179 nt
Organism: Silurus meridionalis
Lineage: Eukaryota; Metazoa; Chordata; Actinopteri; Siluriformes; Siluridae
Product: olfactory receptor 2AT4-like
Exons: 4
Coding region: 1-1179 (392 amino acids)
Biological process (GO): G protein-coupled receptor signaling pathway
Cellular component (GO): membrane
Molecular function (GO): G protein-coupled receptor activity; olfactory receptor activity
Source: RefSeq, a predicted model, not a curated record